Danaus plexippus (monarch butterfly) is the source of this 5577-nucleotide messenger RNA. RefSeq names its product BRCA2-interacting transcriptional repressor EMSY. The transcript is spliced from 6 exons. The record is from RefSeq and is a predicted model, not a curated record. Bases 124 to 3009 code for a protein of 961 amino acids. NCBI's taxonomy places the organism in Eukaryota, Metazoa, Arthropoda, Insecta, Lepidoptera, Nymphalidae. Gene Ontology annotation, biological process: regulation of DNA-templated transcription. Gene Ontology annotation, cellular component: nucleoplasm.
AUGAACGAAUUGUCGUUUGAAGUAAACAGUAUGGAUAUUUGCCAGUAGAGUAUUUUAAUAAAAUAUGUUUAAAAUCAUAUAGUUAAAUAGUAAUUUAAAGGUGUUUAAUGUAGCAAAUUAAACAUGUGGCCUAUGCUUCUUAAUAUGACACGCGACGAAUGUCGUCGAACGCUAAGAAGACUUGAAUUGGAAGCCUACUCGAAUAUGAUAAGUGUAUUCAGAGCACAAGGGGCAUUAGAAGACAACAGAAAAAAGUUGCUUGAGGAACUACGCGCCGUUUUGCAUAUAAGCAAUGAUCGGCAUAGCGCUGAGGCGCGUCGCGUGUCUAAUGACGAGCUACUAGCCACUAUUGCUGAACAGUUAGCGGGUCCUAACACAGGUUUGGGAUGGAUCAGCGAGGGUCGGCGCCGCGUGCCUCUAAUGCCGCGCGGCGUUCCACAGACAAUGUACACAGAAAUCGCCGACCGAGCUGCUGAGGCCGCUGCCGCAGAGAACAAGGACAUCAGGAAAAGAAUCGAGACUGAAAAACUUAAUGAUGCAUCAGACUAUGAUAGUGAUCAUCACAGUCAAUGUAUAGAGGAAGAAACAUCUUGUCCUGUCGCUCUUGAAGAUCAUACAGCUAAGAUAUGGGAAACUGAACUUAUUUGUCGUAAAAGAAAAUUGCCCGAAGGUGCCGCGCUACCAGACGAAGCUUCAACUCCACAUAAAAAUAUGAGAAAUGUACAAGUUAAUACAAAUCAGAAACAUUUAAAUUUAUCACAGGUCUAUUCAAGAUUUUCACAGCCAACGUCGAGUAAAGCGUCAGGUCAUUCGAAACAUUCAUAUAACCAAGUUAGCAAAGUAUCGACUAGUAAAUCAAACCAGCCUCACGCACCGCGCGGUCACAAACACAGAGCACAUAAACAGGGUAAAACUCUGACUAAGGCGCAAAAGAAAGCUCGCGAUAUGCCUCUCUCUCCUAACAAACAGUACAAUCAACAAGUAGACUAUUCGGGGCCGCCCGGCUCCUUCCAGGCGAGUUACGCACAAUCAAUACUCGGCGGUAAAACGAAGCCGGACUACAUAGAUGAGAUGAAGUCUAAAUCGUCUUCGCCGGGGAUGAUCACGGACUCGCCGACGAUGCACCUCCUCACCCAGCCAGCCACAGUGCCUCACGAACUAUCAGUGUCCGAAAACCACCCGGACGACCCGCCCCUGCAGGCUCACACGACACCGAUACCGAAGACGGUCAGCGGCAAACCCUACCAGGUGAUCAUCAAAAAGCGCGGUGACAUCACCGCCGAUAAGAAAGUACAAAUGUCGGACUUCAAAGUCAUACAGAAACCGCCCGAGGAGGUCAAACUCCUCCCCAAUCGGCAGGUCGUGUUGACGCCGAACAAUCAGAAGACACAAAACGUUCCCGGGAAACUGAUGACAACCAAAGUUGUCAGUUCGCUGCCGAAAUCCAGGACCCCGAACGUUCCAGUCAUACAGUCCGAUAAAAUGAUCGUAGUUUCCAAAUCGUCCAUUGAAAAUUCAAAAAUAUUAAUAACAUCCACGUCCACGACGACGCCUUGUAAAGACAGUAUACACAGUAGCACAAACAGCAUAUCAAAAACUAGUGAAGCGUUCACGCCGAAAGGCAUCCCGGCGACUGAUUUAAAAGUUUCGGCUAAAACUUUCGUUUUAAAUCCUAAAUCGGGACAGAAAAUGGUCGUUUUACCGGCGAAAGCCGCUAAGGAAGGUCUGUUCCAUCUAAAAGGUGUGUCGACGAGUAUGAAGGUUGUGUCCGUGAGUUCGCAGAUCAGUGUUCAAGGUUCGAAACCACCUCCAUCAACUGCAAUGUCGAAGCCCACAGUGAACACGCUGCCUUCCAACGCUAAAAUAGUAGGUGUAGAACCGAUAAAGACUGCCAAUAUGGCGGAUAUAGUACCAGUGAAAGGUCUACCGCCGAUCUCGACAACAAAACUAACGAAUCCCAUAGUGCGGCCUGUGAAUACAAAAGGCAAUCUAAUAGUUGUGUCAAAAGGAUCUACUUUAGGAAAAACGCUCACUUUCACUAAAAAUGGUAACGACAUGUCCAAGAUUAUAAUGGGGAAGAACGUUAAUAAGCUGCUGCAGACGUCCAAGACGGAUCAGGCGGAAAAUACGAAAUCGGGGAAUGUUAUCGUUCUAGAGUUAAACAACGAACAGUCGGGGCGGACGACGACCAUGUCGGAAAUACUAGAGAACCGCACGAACCCGGCGUCGAUCAGCGAGCAGGAAGCUAAGAAUGAUGUACAGGAAAUAACGCCCGAGACACCGGUGCUGUUCGAGAAUCCGAUGUCGGCAGAGACCUGCAAUACUAGCAGUCUAGACUCCACCACCAGUCUCACGGAAAUGGAAAGAAUGGAAGACACGAGUUUAGGUAUAAUAGAUAAGAUAGGGAAAGAGAAAAUAGAUUUUAGUAAAAACUCAGAUAACAAGGAAGGCUCGAACGUGACCGUCUGGGACAUGGAGCUGGAGACUGUGGCGGACAAAGCGAAGGAAGACGUCGACAAACUAAACUCUUUACAUUUAGAUCUUGGCAUGUCUAGCGACAGUGAAAACGAAUUUAUGGAAGGUCAUAAAGUAAAGGAUCAGCUCCCGACCGAGAGGAUACAGACGGCGACUCCCACUGGUGAGGGUCCGGAGAGGUUUGGAACGUUGUCGCGGGCGCGCACGUUGCUUAGUCAAUUGCAAGACGACGGUUCGUCUAGUAACGACUCGUCCUUCGCCAUAAAGUCCAAGUGCCGGCGGGAAGAGCGCGAGUCGGAAGCCCUGUCCAAAGCGCGCGCGAAGUUAUCCGAGAAAGUAGCGGAAGCUAAAUCGCAACAGAAAAGAAUAGACGUGUAUAGCACGGCCAUCAGUACGACGGAUAUCAAUCUAGAUUCGUUUUCGUAUCUAGAAGAGGGUCUGCUAGAAGGCGAGGAGGCUCGAGUCGAGCUGACCGAGUCCCUGUCCCGCCUGCUGAGCGACGGACACGCCCCUUUACACAAACCGCAUCAGUAGCGACGACUUCUGACGAAUGUAACUUCACCAGUGCUAUUUGUGAGAACGCUAGACGCGAUGUGCAAAUUGGAUUGUGAGUGCAUCAGUUUUGAGUGAGCGACACUCGUUACACAUCAACUACCCCCCGUGAAAUAACAAAUUGUUAGAGGCUAAAAUUUCCGACGGUGAAAGCCCAGGCUGGGACGGAUCAACAAGAUUUCGUUUGAGGUUUCGAUGAAAAUUUUAGUUAUUUUGAAUAUGUUUCUUGUACAUAAUAUUUAUGGAGAACUUUUAGCAGCUUUCUUUUAAUCUUGCCGUUGUCUUUUGUUAAAUGAAUGUUGAUGGAUGUCAUUUAAGUAUUAAAUGUUUCCGAAAUUAUUAUCUUUUGUACUUUUUGAUAAAAAUAAUAAAGUAUGGCGAUAUAAAUAAAAAUAGGACAUAUUUUUUCAAGAGGAUUUCAUCUGCAUUGAUAUUUAGGAUAUACAAAUAUUAGUUACAAAAAAAAAAAAAAAAAAAACGUUAAAAACGUCAUUGCUCAAAUAACGUAAAAUUAAUAUGAAUAUUUUUUUGAUACGAUUAAUAUUAAUUUUUAUUUUGUAACUGAUAUUUAUUUAUACUAUGUAAGUACAAACCUGGAGGUAAUUCUCGUGUUAUAAAUAUAUGCCCAAUAUGAUGUUGGAUGCUGUUCUUUGUUAUAAACCAAUUCAUAAAACGAAGGUACGGUCCGUACUUCCUGUUUAUAUAAACUCUUUUUAAUAUUAAAACAUAGUCUACAAACGUUAUCGAGUCCAAACACCAAAAUGCACAUAUCAAGAAUUGGUUUUCAACAAAGCGAAAAUGUUUCUCAGAAUUUUAUUAUUAUAUCGAAAUGUGUGUAUAAAAUUAUAUAUAUAUAUAUUUUUUUUAAUAAUUUCGCAAAUUUUUUUAUAGAAAACGCAAAAUACUUAAGCUCAACAGUUUGGAAUACAUUAAACAAAAUUUAUUAUAAUGUAAAAGUUAUGUUACUAUUUUGUGAAAUUUUCAGGAAAAUAGCAAAAUAUCAGUAUUUUAUGAUACGAUUAAAAUAAAUCAGUUCAGUUUGACAAUUUUGUUAAAAUCAAUAAUUUAAAAACAAAUAAUUUUUCAUUUAAAUUUAAAUUAUGAUCCAAUAGAGAAAAAUCUGUCAACACUUUAAUUCCUACUUGUAAGGUAGUUUACAAAUAUUGCCUUCGUGAAAAUUAAAAAAAAAAUAAAUAUAUUUUUUUUGUACACAAGUACUAAAAGGCAACAGAUUUUUUAGGAUGACAAAAAUUUUAUAUAUACGAGAAAGUACUCAUUCAAUUGUAAUGAUAUCAACUAUUAAUUUAAUUAACUUCGCACUGAUACAAUGUAAAGUAUUCAGUAUGUAAACUUCAAUAUAUAUGUGGAUAUUAAUUUUCUCUAUCCAAGCCACAUAUAUCAGUGUCCCCUGACAGUGUCUGACGCACAAGUCGUGUAUGUUGUAAGGGCAUGACAAUAUUUAUGUUUAUCUUGUUUGAGUUUAUCGCCUAUCUAUUAAGACCAAUCUUCAGCCAGUCUGUAAAUUUCUUUAGUAAUAAUAACAAUGGUGCAUUAUAUAUUGUUGAAUAGAUAUAGAAUUCAUGCAAUAAAUGAGUUUAUUUUUAAGUACAUAUAUACUCAUGUACACUUAUAGCGAAAUAUUACAGAUUUUACCCAUUAUAUUAGAUAAUUAUAGUGUAGUUUUUAUAUGUGACGUUAAGGGAGGUUCACAAAGAAAGCUGGAAAAAGAUAAAAAAAUGUCAAUGAGUUGUUGCUUCGACUAAAUAACCGCACACAUAUUCUCCAUAUUUUUAUUUGAAAAAACGUUAUUUUACUAUGAUCUGUGUAUAAAAAAAAAUAAUAAUAUUUUCAGUAUUAAAAUUAGCACUUUAUAUAGCCACAAAGAAAUCUCUACUUUUGACGAUACAAAAAUAAUCUCUCCCAGGCUCAAUAAAUACACAUUGAAUAUUUAAAAAAACACCAACUCGCUAAUAAUUUUUUGUUUCAAUUAUAAAAUGAUAUGAUAUGAUAUGUACCCAGGGUGUGAUGUUAAGCGGCGCAGUGAAUUGUUACGUUCUGAAGAAAUAGUGCCAUGGAAAUAGUAAAGAAAAAAAAAUAGGUUAUGACAAAAUUGUAAAUAAAUCGUUUUUAUUGAAAUGUCUUUGAUGAAUGUCAAAUGGAGAAUGUGUUACAAUAUUUGUAUCAUAAUAAUAAUAAUUUUAUCAAAAAAAAAAACAUUUUUACUUGUAAAAGUGCAUAUUUAAUAAAAAUAACUAAGUGAAACUGGUUACGUUUUGUAUGUGGAUGCAGGUUGAUAUGAAGGUUGUUAUAAUUUCUAAACGUUAAGCCGCCCCUUCCCUUUCUAUGAAUUUAACGUUUAUAUUACUAGACCGGCCCCAACGGUCGAUCUGUAUCAUUUUAAAUUUAGAAUAAUUUACGUUUCGUCGGCUGUAAAUACGUUGCGUUGUCCUUAGUUUCGUUUUAGAAUCAUAGCAGAUACGUUGAUAAGAUUUGUGUUUUUGGCAUCAAGUUUAUUUUAUUUACUUAUAUUAAAAUAAACAGUUAAUUGAC